Messenger RNA from Panicum hallii, 1832 nucleotides. RefSeq names its product protein DEFECTIVE IN MERISTEM SILENCING 3-like. The record is from RefSeq and is a predicted model, not a curated record. NCBI's taxonomy places the organism in Eukaryota, Viridiplantae, Streptophyta, Magnoliopsida, Poales, Poaceae. Bases 197 to 1417 code for a protein of 406 amino acids. The transcript is spliced from 8 exons.
AACGUACCCAUCUUCGUUCCCCUUCCAAACCUCUCCCCGUAGCCAUCUAGCCCACCAAGCAAAUCUCAAAUCUACCCCGCUCUCCUUCCCUCCCUCCCCUGCAACGCCAGCACCCUCAGCUCCCGCAGCCAUGGCAUCAAGAUUGGUGGUCACCUAGUUCUCCUUCCUGUAGCGGUUCCACUCGCGGAGGCGCGGCAUGGCGUCGCCGCCGCUUCCGUCGCAGAUUGUGGAGUUCAACUGCAAGGUGAUGGAGGAGAAGCUCAAGAGUCUGGGCCUCAAAGUCAAACACCAUGAUGAGAACUUAAGGUUCCUCAAGUCCGAAAUCAAUGCCAUCGAAGAGGUCUGCGUCGACCUGGCAAUUAAACUCGGGAAUUAUCAUACAUCCGUCGCUGCUGUUGCAACUAAUGAUACUUCUACUGAAGAGGCUGAACAGCGUACUAUUCGAAGUAUACUUGAUCAGGACAAGACAGCAGCUGCCCUUGUAUGCCAGCUGAAGGUCCGUUAUCAUGAGCGCACAUCAAAUAUGCCACUGAUGAAAGAUAUCCUUGGUUUUGUCGCUACGUUGGGAAAAGUAAAUGAUGAUCACCUCAGCAGGGUACUCGCAGAGUACUUGGGAAUGGAUAAUAUGCUUGCUCUUGUCUGCAAAACUUACGAUGGUGUUAAGGGUCUUGAAAAAUACGACAAGGAUGGCAUCAUUGAUAAGAGCAGUGGCAUACAUGGACUAGGUCGCUCUGUAGGAAAAUUUCUCAAUGGAAGGUUCACUGUCUUUUGUCUUGAAAAUUUGAGGUCAUUUUCUGGUGAUGUUAACAUUGAUGAUCCGCAGAGAAAGCUUAUUUUGCAUAGACCAAGGUUGCCUGGUGGGGAGUCUCCUCCUGGUUUUCUGGAUUUUGCAGUAAAUAUGAUUCAUCUGGACCGAGCACACUUGAGUUGCCUCACAGCCAGUGGCCAUGGUCUUCGGGAAACUUUGUUUUACAGUCUGUUUUCUCAUUUACAAGUUUAUAAGACCAGAGCCGACAUUCAAUGUGCUCUUCCUCUGAUAAAUGAUGGUGCUGUUUCUCUAGAUGGUGGUAUACUGAAGCCCAAUGGCUCAUUUUGCCUUGGCUACAGCAAAAAUCUUGAAGUAAAGUUUCCUGUAAGCCUUGAGGUUUCAAGUUCACCUGAAAAUAUCGCUGAAAUGGAAGAGCAAGUUAAACUUAAGAAUUGGGAGAAGGAAAGGCUUCUUGAAGAUAUGAAAAGGGAAGAAGAUUUGCUGAAGCAAGUUAAGGAAUUAUACAGCAAGAAGAAGCAAGAGCUCAUGGAUUAUCUCACUCACCCAUCCUUGACACAGACGCCGCGUGAUUCGCCACCAAUUUGUUCACCAGCAACUCCGGGAAGUAAUCCAUUUGGAGCCAAGUCCUCUCACACGCGCCGUUAUUAAAAACAUUUAGUGGCAUCCUAAUUUUGUUGGGACUUUUGCAUGCUCUGGUGUCAGCCUGCAGUACCAAGCAAGUACCUUCUGCUACAACCGUGGUGUUAGUCUGUGGAGGAUAAUAGGAAGUACACUGUUAUUUGGGGAGCCUGUUUAUCUGCUGUUUGUAGUAGAUGAUAGAAGAGGUUUCUAUCAAACCAAAUUGAAGAAAACAGUAGAAGGAACAUGCAGAUGACAUGUAGUUUCUCCAUUAGCUGUCCAGAAUGUGACUUCUUAAAGGCACUACUGGAUGAUGGCUGGACCUUCUGUUUCUUCUAGCCAUAUCUGAAACAUGAUAUACGUUUCAGAUCUUUCCGGGGUGGCUACUCUGACCGUGACUCCGUCUACAGCUGAAUCGUCAUGACUUGCAUGAUUGAAACACUAA